GCAAGUGUACUGGUCAGUUGUACCACCGUGGUUGAUGUCCAUACCAGAAAUAGAUCUUAGUAUAAUGGAUAACAUCAAACAUCAUGAAGGCACAGAGUAUCCCAAUAUGGUAAAGCGAAGACUGGAAAAUCAGUGGGGAACUUACCUUCAGAUAUAUACAGAUGGAUCCCAAGAUCCACAAACUGGGAAGUCAGGCUUUGCUUUUUAUAUCCCACAAUAUGAAUAUGUAAAGCUUAAACGACUGUCUGAGGGGGUAUCGGUGUAUACAACAGAACUUCUAGCUAUUAUAUGGGCACUAAAGUGGAUAGAGGAAGUGCAACCAAGGAGAGCAGUAAUAUGCUCAGAUUCGGCUUCAGUGUUAAAAACUCUGGGAGGAAGUAAUAUGGGAGCUCGGCCAGAUCUGUUUAUGGAGCUGAUGGUUCUGUUGUAUAAAAUCGAAAAGGCUGGAGGGUCAGUGGGAUUUCUCUGGGUCCCUGCACAUGUUGGGGUAGAAGGGAAUGAGGUGGCAGACAAGGUAGCAAAAAUGACUCUGAAAAGAGAUAUUGAUUUAGCAGUUUGUAUUGGGGUCACUGAAUGUAGAUCUGUCAUUAAGGAAAACACUAUAGUAGUAUGGCAGAGGCAGUGGGAAAAGGAAACAAAGGGCCGGCAUUAUUAUGCAAUACAAAACAAAGUAAAGACAGAGCAGAGUUGCUUGGGUAAAUCCAGAAGACAAGCUGUAAUUAUGACAAGACUAAGGCUGGGACACUGUGGAUUUGCAUGGGAUCUAGCGAAGAUAGGCAAACAUGAGGAUGGGCUCUGUAGAACCUGCAAUCAACAACAGACUGUUAAUCAUGUGUUUAUGGAAUGUCAACAGUAUAAAAGGCAAAGAGAACAACUGUAUUCUGAGGUAGCAGGAGAUGGAUUACAAGCAGUGACAUUGAGAGAUAUUUUGAAUCCUCAUGAGAACCAAUCAAGGAUAGUGGAAGCAGUCAUGGAUUUUAUAUCUGCAACAGGAUUAGCCCUCUGAGAAUGAAGGUGCUAUAAAGCGAUACCGAGACUGAACUGUGGGUGGCAGCAAUAUGCCGUAAGGCAUCUAGUCUGCCGGAAAGCCAGUAGAAGAAGAAGAAGAAGAAGAGUUAAAGUUGUGGCAACGCGCGGAAUAGCUGAAGUUCUGAGUUAAUUUAGUAUUUGUGGAAGAUUUGUGAGUUUAUUCAGGUAAACAUGGCGUCUAAACGUAAAUGUGACGCCACGGUUCCUGCGGAGGAAAGUGACCAACUGCUCAUCCGCCCGCUAGGAGCAGGACAGGAGGUGGGACGGUCCUGCAUCAUCCUGGAGUUCAAGGGACCAAAGAUUCUGCUGGACUGCGGGAUCCAUCCUGGUCUGGACGGGAUGGACGCUCUGCCGUACAUCGACCUGAUCGACCCGGCUGAAAUUGACCUGCUGCUCAUCAGCCACUUCCACCUGGAUCACUGUGGAGCUCUGCCCUGGUUCCUGCAGAAGACCAGCUUUAAA
Micropterus salmoides (largemouth bass) is the source of this 1491-nucleotide messenger RNA. RefSeq lists its product as uncharacterized. The record is from RefSeq and is a predicted model, not a curated record. Gene Ontology annotation, molecular function: nucleic acid binding; RNA-DNA hybrid ribonuclease activity. The coding region runs from base 35 to 1006 and encodes 323 amino acids. The transcript has 4 exons. NCBI's taxonomy places the organism in Eukaryota, Metazoa, Chordata, Actinopteri, Centrarchiformes, Centrarchidae.